AUGAAUUACUCCCAGUUUAUCACCACUGUGAGUGCAGCAAGAAAAGCAUCUCCAAUAAGACUUCUGAGUGAGUUGAGAUCUGAACUGAUGCAGAAGUCUCCUUCAUCUCUCAUCUCUCUAGCUGGAGGGGCACCAAACCCUAAUGUUUUUCCAUUUAAGAGGGCUACUGUUGCCAUUGGACAUGGAACUGCUGUUGAGAUUGGGGAAGAUCUGAUGAAGAGAGCACUCCAGUACUCAGCCUCAGCAGGGAUUCCAGAGCUCUUGUCCUGGCUAAAGGCUUUCCAGCAGAAUCUACAUAACCCCCCCACAGCCAACUACAGUCCUGAACAAGGACAAAUGGAAGUGUGUGUCACAACGGGCAGCCAGGAAGGCUUGUGUAAAGUGUUUGAAAUGCUUAUUAAUCCUGGGGACAACAUCCUUUUGGAUGCACCUACAUACUCUGGGACACUAGCAGCUCUGAGACCUUUGGGUUGUAACAUAAUUAACAUUCCUAGUGACCAACAUGGCAUUAUUCCAAAAGCUCUAAAAGAAAUUCUAUCUACUUGGAGCUCAGAAGAUGUAAAAAAUCGUAGCCACCACCUCCCCAAAUUCUUGUACACUAUUCCGAACGGAUGCAACCCAACUGGAAACUCUCUGACCACAGAGCGCAAGAAGGAGAUUUACCAGCUUGCGAGAAAAUAUGAUUUCCUUAUAAUAGAAGAUGAUCCUUACUACUUUCUUCAGUUUGAAAAGCCAUGGGCUCCAACUUUCCUCUCAAUGGAUGUGGAUGGCAGAGUUAUCAGGACUGACUCUUUCUCUAAAAUUCUCUCAUCUGGGUUAAGAAUAGGUUUUCUGACAGGUCCCAAGCCUCUUAUCGACAGAGUUAUUCUACACAUUCAGGUUUCAACAAUGCACACCAGCACUUUCACACAGAUUAUGAUAUCACAGCUGCUUCAGCAAUGGGGAGAAAAGGGUUUCUUGGAGCAUGUAGACAGAGUUGUGGAAUUCUACAGGACCCAGCGGGAUGCAAUGCUCAUUGCCGCUGACAGGUGGUUAAAAGGCUUGGCAGAAUGGUACCCUCCUGCUGCUGGCAUGUUCUUGUGGAUCAAAAUUAAGGGUGUUUCUGAUACACAGCAGCUGAUCAUGGAAAAAGCUUUGCAGAAGGAAGUGUUACUGGUUCCUGGAGGAGCAUUUAAUAUCGAUAGUUCAGAGCCUAGUUCUUAUGUCAGAGCCUCCUUCUCUCUGUCUUCUCCAGCCCAGAUGGAUCUCGCCUUCAAGAGACUGGCUGACCUUAUAAAAGAAGCUCUGUGAAAAAGCUAAAUGGAGCUCUUGCAGCAACCAAAAUUGUCUCCAGAAAAUAU
Leptosomus discolor (cuckoo roller) is the source of this 1340-nucleotide messenger RNA. It is a transcript of the gene AADAT, whose product is annotated as aminoadipate aminotransferase. NCBI's taxonomy places the organism in Eukaryota, Metazoa, Chordata, Aves, Leptosomiformes, Leptosomidae. Gene Ontology annotation, biological process: biosynthetic process. Gene Ontology annotation, molecular function: L-kynurenine:2-oxoglutarate transaminase activity; pyridoxal phosphate binding. The record is from RefSeq and is a predicted model, not a curated record.